GAAAAGCUCUCCUCCCGUUCGUAGUUGAACGCUGUCAUUUGGCGUUAUUAGACGUGAAUUUAGCGUCAGUUGUCGUCGGGUUUUUGCUUUAUUAUCUCUAUAGUUGAGAUUCGUCGUUGUUGUCGCAGCCUCCGCAAUCUUUAUAAAGUUAGAAAUUUAAAAACAUAAUCACAAUAACUGCAAUAACAAAAACAAAAAAACAAACUAAUAGAAACCUUGACAACAUUACAAAUUAAUUUAGCUCGUCAACAUAUUUGCGCAAUUUGUAUCUGAAGAGAUCCGUUUAAUUGCGCAUCACAGUGAGUUUCGGGUUCAACCGACAGCCAUAGCCUGUCCACACUCAAGAAACACACACACAGACACACACACACACAGACACACUCAUACAUGACGUCCCGUUGACAUGUGCCCCGUUGGAGAUACAGGGAGACACAGUGACAGGAAGCUUGUCAUAAAAAGUGCGUCGUAUACUUGGAACUAUCAACUGGCAAUUAGCCGACAACAACAACAACAGCAACAACAACAACAACAACAAAUGUGCAACAUAGCAACACUGCAACAGUGUGGCAAACAACAUUUCAUGUUCAAAGACUGAAGAAUAAGCAACAACAAGGAAAACAGUGACAAGAAUCUAAUUACCAACCAAGUUACUAUAAACACAUCCUUCCCUUGACUUGGCUGCAAUGGCCGACGCUGAAUGGCAGGCAUUGGUGGAGAGUCUGGGUGAUGGCAAUGCCAUUAGUAACUUCUCAAUGGAAAUGCUGCAACGGGCCAGCGAACUAAUUGGCUCCCAACCGGCGCACAGCGGUACUCAACUCAAUCGCACCCUGGAGGAGCAAUGCAAGCAGCAGGCCGACCUGGACGAGAUCCUCUAUCCAACCCACACAGUCUCCGACACGCACAGCAGCAGCAUCCACACAGCAUCCACAUCAACAGCAGACAAGGUGAGCUUACACUGUCCCACCUCCUUCGAUUCGGUGCUCUGUUGGCCUCGUACCAACGCUGGCAGCUGGGCGAUUCUGUCCUGUUUUGAGGAGUUUAAGGGUGUGCACUAUGACACAACAGAGAAUGCAACGCGUUUCUGUCAUGCGAAUGGCACUUGGAAUCACUACUCCAACUAUACCAGAUGCCAUCAGCAAACGGGAUCUCUGCCAGUUGUGCCCGACUUCUCAGCCAGCGUCGAAUUGCCGGCCAUUAUCUAUGCUUGCGGUUAUUUCAUAAGUUUUGCCACUUUGGUGGUGGCUCUCAUUAUAUUCUUAAGCUUCAAAGAUUUGCGCUGUUUGCGAAACACAAUACAUGCGAAUCUGUUCCUAACCUACAUCACCUCUGCACUGCUGUGGAUCUUAACACUCUUUCUGCAAGUGAUAACCACCGAAUCUAGUCAGGCUGGCUGCAUAACGCUGGUCAUUAUGUUUCAAUACUUUUACCUGACCAACUUCUUUUGGAUGUUCGUUGAGGAAAGAAGUAUUCUGGACAUUGAAUGCAGCUGGAUGUCGGAAUCUCAUAUUGAUUGGAUAUUUAAGGGACCGGCCUCAUUUGCGAUUCUAAUUAAUUUAGUUUUCUUGAUACGCAUCAUGUGGGUGCUCAUUACAAAGUUGCGUUCUGUGCAUACACUGGAGACACGGCAGUAUUAUAAGGCAUCCAAGGCUCUACUCGUGCUAAUUCCACUCUUUGGCAUUACGUAUCUGCUGGUUUUAACCGGACCCGAGCAGGGCAUCAGUCGGAAUCUCUUUGAAGCCGUGCGCGCCUUUCUGCUCAGCACACAGGGCUUCUUUGUAGCAUUUUUCUACUGCUUUUUGAACUCGGAAGUGCGACAGACUUUGCGACAUCGCUUCAUCAGAUGGCAGGAGAGUCGUAGUAUAAAUCGCAGCAGCUCACUGAAGAAUCGCAGACAUCGCGCAUCCAAAGACUACUCGCAGCGCUCGCGUACUGAAAGUCUACGCCUGACUUUGACAAGUCCCGUGCCUGCUGGACACUAUGAAUGAUUAUUAUAGAUUUAAAAACCACCGAGAUUUGCUUUUUAUAUAUGUCAAACAUACCGUUUUGUAUAUACAUACGUAUUGCAUACAUUAUUAAAGUAUUAUUUUCUUACAAUUAAUGGCAAUGUACUCGCACUUGUGUAUUUUCUCUGUGCUGUAAACUAUUUGAAUUUCAUCUCAAUCUUUUGCAGUACCGAGGAGUGUGUCAUCUGCUUGCGUCCAUCACCGCAUACUCGUUUGGGCUCAUUGAAACGUUAUCACAGCAUUGAUUUAACCGACUUUGUUUAAAUAAGCGACUAAUUAUUGCAUUUACACAAGUAUUUAAUCAAUUCAUUACAUUUGUAUAGUCAAAUGAAAGGCCAAAGUAAAAUCAUUUUACUGUAUAGACUCGACUUUAAGUUUAUUCUUGUUUGAAAGUGACUUGAAGUUACAGGAAAAAUGUUUAAAACAAACGUAUUUGUAUUAUACUCGUAUGUUUAAUUAUAAAAUCUCUCACUUAAGUUAAGUACACAACGAAAAUGUAACAUAAUUCAUAAUUUAUUUGGAUAAAUUAACAUUAGGAUUGUGCAGAGCGCAACUAAACUGAAAAGAUCAAGGGGUCGAAUUAAAAAUUCAUUCAUUCAGUUGCACUGUGCACACUAUGACUAUAAAUAUUAUUAAAAAUUAGCUAUAGAUUUGCUAUGUUUUCAAUUUGUUUGUCGAUUAUGUGCCAAUGCGUGCAAAAAUGUUACAAUUACAUAUUUAUGUAUAUUAUUAACCCUAGGUAUUUUUUUUUUUUUUAUCAAUUACCAUUUGUCAUUUAUAAUUUUUUGUUCUUGCUAUUAAUUUAUUUUCUCAUAAGGUCACAUUGUUUGUAUCACUGAUAAAUUUAAUUCAAUUAAAAAAUAAACUAAACAAAAUACUAUGAAA
This is a messenger RNA of Drosophila innubila, 2888 nucleotides long. It is a transcript of the gene Dh44-R2, whose product is annotated as diuretic hormone receptor. Bases 684 to 1985 code for a protein of 433 amino acids. The record is from RefSeq and is a predicted model, not a curated record. Lineage: Eukaryota; Metazoa; Arthropoda; Insecta; Diptera; Drosophilidae. The transcript is spliced from 12 exons. Gene Ontology annotation, molecular function: G protein-coupled peptide receptor activity; diuretic hormone receptor activity; peptide hormone binding. Gene Ontology annotation, biological process: adenylate cyclase-modulating G protein-coupled receptor signaling pathway; cell surface receptor signaling pathway. Gene Ontology annotation, cellular component: plasma membrane.